This is a messenger RNA of Colletotrichum truncatum, 807 nucleotides long. RefSeq names its product sis domain-containing protein. Gene Ontology annotation, molecular function: carbohydrate derivative binding. The record is from RefSeq and is a predicted model, not a curated record. NCBI's taxonomy places the organism in Eukaryota, Fungi, Ascomycota, Sordariomycetes, Glomerellales, Glomerellaceae. Gene Ontology annotation, biological process: carbohydrate derivative metabolic process.
AUGGUUCCUCCUCGUUCUGGAUCUUCUAUGGGCAUGCGCAGCCGUGGCCCAGUAGAAUUGAGCAUCAACCUCGCCAAAUCAUACGAGAUCCGUGGCCCAAAGUCACCCAUGCCUAGAUCUCCUCUUAGAGAUGUGACCGUUGAAGACCGCACUAGUCGUGCUUCGUACGAAGACCGUCUCGAAGGUGCAAUCCACGUCCUUCGCACUGAAGCGAAUGCCUUGCAGGCCUUGACACAGCUCUACUCCUCUGAGCGUGUCUGCCGCGAUGGCUUCUUCCGAUCUAUCGAAGUCCUCACACGCCAUCGGGACCACCGUGGCAAAGUGGUCUUCAUCGGUGUGGGCAAAUCUGGCUGGAUCGCCAAGAAGCUCACUGCCACCUUUAGCAGCUUAGGACUUCCAGCUGUCUUUCUUCAUCCCACCGAGGCCCUUCACGGAGACCUUGGCAUCAUUGGUGAUUACGACACCCUCAUCAUGAUUACCUUCUCUGGAAAGACUCCGGAACUCAUGCUUCUGCUCCCGCAUCUCAACAAGAACUGCCCUCUCAUCCUUCUCACUUCGCCAACUCGCAUGGACACAUGCGAGAUUGCAAAGGCUCGACCUGACCUUAUCCUCCUCCCCGCGCCGAUCCCCGAGUCUGAGAAGGACACUUUUGGCGUUUCUGCCCCCACAACCUCCACCACCAUGGCCAUUGCCGUUGGUGAUGCUUUGGCAUAUGUUGCUUCCAAGGAGAUGUACUCUUCAGUUUCUUCUGUUUUUGCGAAAAAUCACCCUGGCGGCGCUAUUGGCCAGGCCUUUAAGACAAAAUGA